Ostrinia furnacalis (Asian corn borer) is the source of this 3281-nucleotide messenger RNA. It is a transcript of the gene m, whose product is annotated as zona pellucida domain-containing protein miniature. Bases 27 to 1610 code for a protein of 527 amino acids. NCBI's taxonomy places the organism in Eukaryota, Metazoa, Arthropoda, Insecta, Lepidoptera, Crambidae. The record is from RefSeq and is a predicted model, not a curated record. The transcript is spliced from 10 exons.
GAGCGAGAGCGGGGGAGCUAUGGCCGAUGGAGCGGCCGGACGGGAUGCCGGUCAUACAGUCGUUAGAAGUGAUGUGCGGGAAGGACCACAUGGAUGUACACUUAACGUUCUCACAUCCCUUCGAGGGGAUCGUUUCGUCUAAGGGUCAGCACGGCGACCCGCGGUGCGUGUACGUGCCGCCUUCCACGGGCCAGACGUACUUCUCGUUUCGGAUCGCGUACGCCAAGUGCGGGACCAAGCCUGACCUCCACGGGCAGUUCUACGAGAACACAGUGGUAGUUCAGUACGACAAAGACCUGCUGGAAGUGUGGGACGAAGCCAAGAGACUGCGCUGCGAAUGGUUCAACGACUAUGAGAAGACCGCCUCGAAGCCGCCCAUGGUGAUAGCUGAUUUGGACGUGGUGCAGUUGGAUUUCAGAGGUGACAACGUGGAUUGUUGGAUGGAGAUCCAAGCGGGCAAAGGGCCGUGGGCUCCACCAGUCUCCGGGAUAGUCCCUCUGGGGUCCACUCUAACCCUCGUCGUGGCCAUCAACGAUUAUCGAGGAGAGUUCGAUAUGCGGGUGAAGUCGUGUGCAGCCUCCGAUGGCUCCGGCCACCUCAUACAGUUAUCGGACGAGUAUGGCUGCGUUCUUCGACCUAAGAUGAUAUCAAGGUUCCUCAAAGCGAAAGCAGCGGACGAGCGAGCCACCGUCAUCACUUACGCCUUCUUCCACGCGUUCAAGUUUCCCGACGCUCUUAGUGUGCACAUCAGAUGCAAAGUGGAAAUAUGCAGACACGGCUGCUUGGACCAUUGCCAGCUGGCAGGAGUUGCCAACCAAAGGCAUGGGGCGCUGGACAGGAAAGAUGACAGGACGCAUCAAGACCACAAUGAGAUCAACGACUCGUCAGCCGAAGACGCCGACUUCAACUUCGCAGAAGAGCCUCAACGACUGCCAUUAGAAGAGGCGUUCGGCGACGAAGUGUCGGGAGACGCGGUGCCGGCGCCCGCGCCGCUUCCACAAAGGGCACCGGCGCCGGUCAUUGAGCCGGAGAGUGAUCAUAUGUCCGCUGUGCAGGAGCUGGUAGAGGCUCUGGCCAGGCCUUUCACUGACCGCCCAUCAGAUCUCACCGACCGCGAGCGUUUCCCGCACGGUCCCCGCAACCUCGGUUCCGACGUUAAAAUCGUUCCCACCGGUGACACAGUAGUCCCGGCCAAACCCCCAGGCCCAGCUGUAGCCGGUCCCAGGUCUUUGAGAAAGAGACGAACGGUCAGGGAGGGCAGGUCAGCAGAUGUGGGCGUGUCCGGGAUAUAUGAAGUCGUGUCGGAGGCGGAUCUGGCGUUUGGGCCGUCGAGGGAACCGGUGACGGUGUUUAGCGGACGGAUUCGGGAAGAAGUGGUAUACGGCAUCUGCAUGGGCGCCGUCAGUUUCGGCGCGCUAUUCGCCUCCGCCGCCGGCGCGGCAGCGGGAGCGGCGCUAGCGGCCGCGGUCUUACUGCAGCGGCUGCGCUCGCGCCUCGCUUGUGCUCCACCCGCUCCACCAGCACCCGCUGCCCAUUCAUUAGCGGCCUGGAUGGCUCUGAGGCUACUAGGAGAGCCGGCGCCACACCCUCAUCAUUCUAGGGAUGGCUGAAGAAAGAGGAGAUCGGUCGAGGUCACGCAUAAAAAAACUUUUUUCCAAUUUGAAAAUUACCCUCAACAUUAUCAUUGUGACAUUUCUAAUAUCAAAUCAGUGACGUGCCGUCAAAAAUUGCAAUUUCAUGUAGUUAGCGUAAGGUCAUUGCGUUAAAACAAUACAAUUAGUGGUUCAGUGCUACAGCGGCUACGCUCGCGCCUCGCUUGUGCGCCACCCGCUCCACCAGCACCAGCCGCCCAUUCAUUAGCGGCCUGGAUGGCUUUGAGGCUACUAGGAGAGCCGGCGCCACACCCUCAUCAUUCUAGGGAUGGUUGAGACAAUAUUUAUUGAUUGAGGUCGUCACGCACACAUUGAAAUGAAAUUAGAUCCUUUUUUGCGAAUUUAAAAAUUACCUUAGGACAUGUCAAAUUAGUAACGUGACGUCACAAUAUUACUAUUCCGUGUAAUAUAAGUCAGCUACAAAUAAGCGUGUGCUAAUUGCGUUAAAACAAUACAAAUAAGCAACGCCGUGCUACUGCAGCGGCUGCGCUCGCGCCUCGCUUGUGCGCCACCCGCUCCACCAGCACCCGCCGCCCAUUCAUUAGCCGCCUGGAUGGCUUUGAGGUUACUAGGGGAGCCGGCGCCACACCCUCAUCAUUCUAGGGAUGGCUGAAGAGGAUUGGAUCGGUCGAGGUCACGCAUUAAAAAACUUUUUUCCAAUUUGAAAAUUACCCUCAACAUUAUCAUUGUGACAUUUCUAAUAUCAAAUCAGCGACGUGACCUCAAAAAUUGCAAUCUAAUGUAGUUAGCGUGAGGUCAUUGCGUUAAAAUAAUACAAUAAGCAGUGCAGUGCUACAGCGGCUACGCUCGCGCCUCGCUUGUGCGCCACCCGCUCCACCAGCACCCGCUGCCCAUUCAUUAGCGGCCUGGAUGGCUUUGAGGCUACUAGGGGAGCCGGCGCCACACCCUCAUCACUCUAGGGAUGGUUGAGAAAGAGAAGAUCGAUCGAGGUCACGCAUAAAAAAACUUUUUUCCAAUUUGAAAAUGACCCUCUGGAUUAUUAUUGUAACAUUUCUAAUGUCAAAUCAGUGACGUGACGUCAAAAAUUGCAAUCUAAUGUAGUUAGCGUGAGGUCAUUGCGUUAAAACAAUACAAUAAGCAACGCCGUGCUACAGCGGCUGCGCUCGCGCCUCACUUGUGCUGCACCCGCUCCACCAGCACCCGCCGCCCAUUCAUUAGCCGCCUGGAUGGCUCUGAGGUUAUUAGGGGAGCCGGCGCCACAUCCUCAUCACUCAAGGGAUGGCUGAAGAGGAUUGGUUCGAUCGAGGUCACGCACACACUAAAAUAUUUUUUGAAAAUUUGAAAAUUACCUUUAAGAUUUAUUAUUGUGACAUUUCUAAUAUCAAAUCGGUGACGUGUCCUCAAAAUUGCAAUCUAAUGUAGUUAGCGUGAGGUCAUUGCGUUAAAAUAAUACAAUAAGCAGUGCAGUGCUACAGCGGCUACGCUCGCGCCUCGCUUGUGCUCCACCCGCUCCACCAGCACCCGCUGCCCAUUCAUUAGCGGCCUGGAUGGCUUUGAGGUUACUAGGGGAGCCGGCGCCACACCCUCAUCACUCUAAGGAUGGCUGAAGAAGAGUGGAUCGGUCGAGGUCACGCAUACACUAAAAUAUUUUUUAAAAAUUUGAAAAUU